AAGAAGAAGAAGCAGCAGCAGCAGCAGAAGAAGAAAAAGAAGGAGAAGAAGAAAAAGACCUGGACAUGCCCCCUUCUCUUCAGCAGGGGUCCCAGAUAAGGAUAAUGCUAACUUCGUUUAGCAUCAUAAACGGGAUCGAUACGCUACAUUUGUAGUGACCGUUCUGUUUUGGACACCAGCCGAGGGGGACACAAGUGGUGAAAGGAGAGAAACUAAUGAUGGAGGUCCCUAAUAUUCACACUGUGCAGCUGAACCAGAACCUGCCACCGGUUCAGGGCCCCAUUAAGGACGUGUGGCAUAGUGUAAUAAGUGUCCCCAUGGGCACCAUUCCUACCUACAGUGAGGAUCCUCAACAUCAAGCUGGACGACAGGAUGAGCUUGUGAAUAAACGUGUGCAGACUGAAAGGUUUGGAGAGAAGCCGUUGGUGCUGCCUGCAGACGUGUCGGCUCCAGCUUGUGUUACUAUCCCAGAAACAACGGACUACCCAGGAGAAUACGACUUCCAGCUUCGCUUUCAUGACGCUGGCACAACCAAGUCUGUUCCUAGCACUUUUUCGGAGUCUCUGAACAAGCUGUUUUGCCAGCUUGCGAAGACGAGUCGUAUUGAAGUUGUGGUUAGUAAGGAGCCUCCUCAAGGAGCCGUUCUCAGGGCCACGGCGGUUUAUAAGAAGGCCGAGCAUGUGGCAGAGGUGGUCCGUAGAUGUGCCCAGCACGAGGACGAGGACAUUGUUGAGCAUCGCAGCCAUCUGAUCAGAGUGGAGGGCAACGAGAGAGCUCAAUAUUUUGAAGACCCUCACACCAAGAGGCAGAGUGUGACUGUUCCUUAUGAGGCUCCUCAGUCAGGCUCAGAGAAGACGACCGUCCUGCUGAGCUUCAUGUGUAACAGCUCCUGCAUGGGGGCCAAGAACCGCAGAUCCAUCCUCACCAUCCUGACCCUUGAAACUCAGGAGGGACUGGUUUUGGGACGAAGGUCCUUUGAGGUGCGUAUUUGCGCUUGGCCAGGAAGGGACCGCAAAACUGACGAGGCAAAUAAGGAAAAGACGCCAAACGGAAUCAAGCAGAUAAAAAAACGCAAGAGCGCCCCUCCUCCUGACAAAACUUCUCCGACCAAGUCUGAGUCUGCUCCAAGUAAAAAGGGAGAAACAAAGGAUGUUUCUGAUCUGCAUGGUUUGUGCGACUUUGACAGGGGCCAGAUUGUGAUUUCCAGACGACUCGGUCUGAGUCCGUCCAAAACUGCGGAUCUUGUGGGAUGUUCCCGGGCUGCGGUGGUCAGCGUCUAUACACAGUGGUGCAAGGAGACAAAAGCAACGAACCAGGAACAGGUUCAGUUAGAGCUCAGUGACACACAAGGAGAAAAUGCUGAACCAAACGGAGACGACCCCCAACUAAAGCCUUGACAGAGACUUAUGGAAACAGACCAAAAUGAGAAGCCCAAAGUGAUCAAACUAUCCUGUCCUGUCCUGGAGGUUGUCCUCCUUUCUUUGAAGUUUGUGUUGUCCAUCCAGCUGGGAUAGAGACACCCACCCACACAUCCAGCGCCAGAGGUCGAGACGCAAGCAGGAAGCUCUCCUGACGUCAGCCAUCACUGGUUAGAGCUGAGAGGAGAGAGUACAGGGAGGAGACCAGCAACACUGGAGCGACACAGAAGAGGUGUCUGGUGUUUAUUGUGGACUGCUGGAGCACUGACUCACAAGACAUGUGAUUACAUUUUAAGAUUCCUCUUUAAAUCAACAGCCAUUUAAAACGGAGCAAGAGGUUUGCAAAGGGCCAAAUUUAGUCUUUGGUUGUAUGAGCUCUGUUUAUAUUAUGUCCACUGUUAUUUCUGGAGAUCAAUAAACUCAUGUAGUGAGAUGUGA
This is a messenger RNA of Mugil cephalus (flathead mullet), 1856 nucleotides long. RefSeq names its product cellular tumor antigen p53-like. The coding region runs from base 216 to 1397 and encodes 393 amino acids. Gene Ontology annotation, biological process: apoptotic process; regulation of transcription by RNA polymerase II. Lineage: Eukaryota; Metazoa; Chordata; Actinopteri; Mugiliformes; Mugilidae. The record is from RefSeq and is a predicted model, not a curated record. The transcript is spliced from 10 exons. Gene Ontology annotation, molecular function: RNA polymerase II cis-regulatory region sequence-specific DNA binding; DNA-binding transcription factor activity, RNA polymerase II-specific. Gene Ontology annotation, cellular component: nucleus.